Molecule: messenger RNA, 1694 nt
Organism: Ailuropoda melanoleuca (giant panda)
Lineage: Eukaryota; Metazoa; Chordata; Mammalia; Carnivora; Ursidae
Product: translation initiation factor IF-2-like
Exons: 1
Coding region: 1229-1666 (145 amino acids)
Source: RefSeq, a predicted model, not a curated record
UAUUAAAAAUUAACAAUGUCCCUGGCUAGUAAAUAGCUCUUUGAACCUACAAAGGUUUCUUGUCCCUGGUCUCUCCAGCAAAUCUGGGACUUGUGAACUCCACGGUGAGGGAAGGAGGAGAGGACCCUACUGAGGGGUAGGACUGAGCCUUGGCUCUCCCAGUGGACAGGGGCAUGAGUCCCCCACAUGCAGAUUUGGGAGGCCCAGUGUGGUCAGGGCUCUGGAACAGCACCCGGAACUGUGGGCAUAGAGAAGAAAGGCAGGUGGGGACGGGGGGUAAGGGCAGGUGGGGACAGUGUGUCUGAAAAGGUGUGUGCAGGCACAGAUGGACCAGCCCAGUGGAUAGUGGGGGAGUUAAGGGUCCUAAGGAGAGAGGAAAGCACUUCAACCAGAUGAAGACAGGCACGAGCAACAGACGUAGACAUCAGGGAAGGCCCCUGACCGGCAGGGGUGUGGGGGGAACAGAAGAGACUGGAAUGGAGAGAGGAGGGUUCCCAGGGUCUGCCCCGUCACUCUACAGGGAGCCUGGAUCCUGGUGGCAACGGAAGGGUUUUGAGAAUGAAAAACUGAGCAGUCAAUGGUUACCUGGCUUCAUCACUUCUGCUCUGUGUGACCCUGGGGCAAGCUAAUUAACCUCCCCGAGCCUUGGUUUCCUCAUUUAUAACACAGGGAUGAUAACAGAACUCCCUGGGAGGAUGAUUCGGGAGGGCUGACAGGAAUGACGAGGCGAAAAGCGGGUGGUGGCUCACCGUGCGCUCUGCGGAAAUUUAGGGGUGCCCAUUAGUACCUUUUUCCGGAAGAGUUGGACAGAGCGCCUGGCGGCGGGUGAUUCAGUUGCUUAGGUGGAUCAAAUUAACAGGCAGAUUUUCAACCCAGAUUCACACUUCCUGUGGAGACAGGCCCUAAAAGAGCGGGCGACGGUGUUUGUAAACAAUACCAGGGCAAUUCAAAGGUUGCCGUCGGCGGUGAAAGCAGUGGGUGUUAGGGAAGAGACUGGGGCUGGAAACAGUCUCCUCUGCGCCCGGGGUAGGGUCCAAGCCAGGCUGGCGUGGACAUCUUUGCAGUCUUCCUCCCCUUGUGUACACACACACACACACACACACACACACACACACACACACACACACACCAGCCCCUCAGGAACACACGAUUGUCCAUCUUCGGGUGUAGUCCCGCGGAUAGGAAUGAAGGAGUGAGUGGAUGGAGGGGAAGGGUUUGGGGGACGGUAAUGGCCGAGGGGAUUCGUCCCCAGCAGCCCCGAAGGCAGAGCGUGGCGCUGGGGUGGGGAGGCGGGAGAGGCGGGAGAGGCGCAGCGCGUCCUGGAGGGCCCCGGGCCGCCCGGGAACUGAGCUCAGGGGCCGGGUGGCCGACCCGCAGCGCCGCCUCCCGGGAGGAAGGCGGGGGCCGGGAGGAGGGAGCGGGAGGAGGCGGAGGGCGGCGGAGGGCGGAGGAGGGCGGCGCGCUGAGAGGUUAUUUGUGGUUCGCUUUGAUCCCGAGGGGGAACCUGAAACUCUCACAUUCCUGGCAUAGCAGCCGCCUCCGGCGCGGGCCGACCCUGGGGCUGCGCGCUGGGGCCCGAACGGCCAGAGCGUCGGCGCCACAGCCGAGUGCACACCUCCGCCGCCGAGCUGAGCCGAGCCGGGCCGGGCCGGGUCGCCGGGUCUGACUACGCCGAGCACCCGCGGGCCGCGGCG